CAGAAGGUGUGUCUUCUAAUUAGAAUUCCAACCUGUUCACUUUUUCUUUUUCUUUUUUUAAUUUCAAGCCAGCAUGGGAUCCCCAAGAGCGCUUUAGAACACGCUUGUCUCCAAAGCAAUGCCCUUAGGAUAAGCAGCUGCUGCGGAUUUGAAGGGAGAAAGGACCAAAGGAAGGAAGAUGUCUGCAUCCUGUCAUAUAAAGGAGAUUUCAUGGAGUAAGUCAGAGGGAUGUCUGGUUGACUUGGAUGACGGCAGCCCUGCAAGAAAUGAUUGGACAGAUGACAGAGAAAAUGAACUGGAGCUGAAGUCCCAUUGGUCUGAAGAAUUUAAGCAACGUGUCCCUGGAGCAUUUAAGACCAAUCCUUUUUGGAAUGUACUGUCAGCAUCCAAUCCUUUUUUAGACGAUGUAGCUCAGUCAAACAACAGAGAAAAAAGUGACAAGCGCAUAUCUAUCUUAAAAGAAGACCCCUAUUUAUUUUUUAGAGAUCUAAAUAACAGAGACUCUACUGCUUCAUCUGGAGACGAAUUGAAUCUUGAUUAUCUUUUUCUUCGCAAAUCUUCCAGGAGAUCGGCAAAAUCUCGGAGUGUUUCAGAUCUUUUGGAUAUUGUAGGGACUAAGACAUUUGAACUCCCUAGCACGGCACCGUCCAACCAUAUCCUGCCUCCAAACAGUGAACCUCUUCAGAAUGAUCGUGAAGCCUAUAAGACAGCGUGGUUGAAUCAAAGGCAGCUGGCUCGAUCUUGCCUGGAUUUGAAUGCAAUAAACCAGAGUCCAGGAUGGGCCCAAACCCAGUCUGUAGAAACCCAUAUAGCUUGCAAAGUGAGUCAUGAAGGCGGCUCAGUGCAGCUUCCUGACUCGGAGAUUGCGGUUCAUUUCCCCGAAGGCCACGUAGCCUUUGGAGAAUACCAAGAGGUUGGCUUACAGGCAAUCCUUGACUCCCCACCAUCGCUCAACCAUGAGUUUUCGACCACUGUGAGCCCACUGAUUGAACUGACAUUAAGUAACCUCAAUACCACAGAAGCCAUUUUGCUCGAAAUGAAAAUUGCAGCUGAGGUAAAGAAGGACCCUUUCAGUCAGGUUAUGACUGAAAUUGUAUGUCUAUGUGGUUUCACUAAAGAGGGUCCGUUUGAAAGAAUAAACAACUGUUACAUCUAUAAAGAUACUAUCCAAGUCAAGCUGACGGACCUAAGUCACUUGAUGUACAUUGUGGCUGUAGCCCAAACCAAUACAAUUAAUUCACCAGCAAGCGCUUGGGAGUAUAUACACAGAAAGCUCUCAGUUGGGAUUUAUGGACCCAAACAUAUCCACCCUUCGUUCACAGUUGUAUUUGCCCUGUUUGGCCACAACUAUGUUCCAGAGAAACUUACAGUAUGUGACAUUAAAAAGGGUGGAAAGAGCAUGCCCCCGGUGGUUUUCCAGCUCUGGGGAAAGCAUACAUUUGCACUUGAGAAGCCACAAGAUCUCAACAUUUUUGUGGCCUCUUGUGACCCUGAUUUUGAAGUGAAGGAAGAGGAUCAGAGGAAAGAAAUUAAAGAAGGGAUACUGAAAGGGGGCGGCGAAGUGAUUCACCAACACUUCCCAUUUUCUAUAAUCAACAGAAGGAAAAUACAUCUAUUUGUCUUCCGCGUCCAGGUGAAAGUCCCAAGCAACAACGUGGUGUGCCAGUUUUACAUCACAACCCCUGAGCCAGCUCCAAAGCCAUUAACUGGGGUGUUUAACAAGCCAAACCGAUUAGAAAGACGCAAGGCGGUCAACUCUGCCCCACUGCUGUCGACGCCAACAAUUAAAUAUCCAGUUUUCCAGGACAAAGCUUUACACGUUGCCAGCUAUGGUGUAGCUUUGAAGACAGUGUUGCGUCAAAAUAAAAUUGACUAUUUGCUAGAAUAUUUUAAAGGCGACACAAUAGCGCUUCUUGGCGAAGAUAAGGUGAAAGCCAUCGGACAGGCUAAAGUAAAAGAAUGGUACGUGGGCGUUCUUAGAAGAAAAGUUGGCCUCGUACACUGCAAAAAUGUCAAAGUGAUAGCCAAAGACCAAGCUAUGGAUAUUGAUGAUAGCACAAUCACAACCAAAAGCCUUCUUGAGCAAAUCGCUUUGCCUUUUAGAAAGCUGACUUAUAUCUACGCAGCAAUCUUAUCCACGGUAUCGGAGAAAAUGAAUGAUUGGAAAGCUUUAGCUGAUGCCCUUGGAUUUUCGAACAUGUCUUUGGAUGCUUUCAGUGAUGUACAAGCUGACAAAGAAUCAGAAAAAGUAGCCUACGUUGUGAAGAAGCUCAAGGAAGUCUGCCACGAUAACAGAAAUACCAGGCGUUUCCUGUACGAGCUGUCUGUUGCCCUGCUGAAGCUGGAUUGCCAAGGAUUACUUGCACGUAUCACGCAAGACACAGUCAUUUUUACAUCUGCUGUGAAGCUUGGGAAAGGCUGGAGAGAGCUGGCAGAAAAAUUAGCACGACUCACAAAGCAACAAAUCGAAGCUUAUGAAACUCCCCACCGGGGCACAAAUGGAGAUGUCCCUCCAGAGAUGAUGUGGAAACCGGCGUAUGAUUUCCUGUACACCUGGGGAGCUCACUAUGGAGACAGUUACAGAGAUAUGUUGCAAGACCUGCAGUCUGCACUGGACAAAAUGAAGAAUCCUGUGACCAAACAGUGGCGAGAAUUAACCGGAGCUCUGAUUCUAGUCAACUGCAUGGAGGUUCUCCAGGCAAGUGCUUUCUCUAAGAUGGAUGAAGACUAGAAGUCAUCAAAUUUAGAAAGGCGCCGUGGAAAUUAUCUUCCUGAAACACAAAGCAGUUAAAUGAGAGCAUUUGCAUCAAGAACCGUUUAGCUCCUCUGCCUGUGAAAAUUAUGCCUAUUGCUUCUGGCUUUUAUGGGCUUAAGCUUUUUUAAAUGAAAAGAUCAAGUCAUUUAUUUUUCAAGCAGGACCAGUUUUCCCUUGCUUUCCUUCAUACCCGUGUCCCUACAACAACAUGUCUCGAAAGGUGUUUGUGUACAGCAGUCGGUAUUUGAACAGCCUUGCAGUGGGCUGCAUGUUUUUUGGGGAAGUUUAGCACGGGAGGAAUUUGAGCUGGGCAGCAUAGUUACACUACUUAUUCAGAGCGUUUUACCUAGAAAUUGCUCCAUAUACCUGCUAUUGUCAUUCCUGAGAGAACCAGUUAGGGAAACUUUGUGCACUCCUGUGAAUACAUGGUUGCUCUGAGGUAAUUGGGAAAGCUGUUUCAUCACAUGUAGAAGGUAAAUAUAUCCUCAAUUACUUUACUACAGUAGCACCUCGGCUUACGUUACCCUUGAGUAAUGUAAACUUCGAGUUGCGAAAGUGGCAAACCCGGAAGUGUUUUGCCACACGUGCAUGCGCAGAAGUGCUCUACCGCACCGUGUGCAUGCGCAGAAGCAGUCUGCCGCCACUCGCACAGAUGUGCAGAAGCAGUUCCUCUGGUUAUGGAAACCUCGGGAUCAAACAAGAGCUCUGGAACGGACCCCAUCCGCAACCAGAGAUACUACUGUACUCAUUGGGUGUUUGGAUUCCAGUGGAAAAGGACUGUCUGAAGGCCUCUCUGCCAGGUAUCUGUAUCAUUGACCCAUGUUUCUUCAUGAAAAAGUGGUCUGUCCCCUUUGUGGAUGUCUUGUGGUAUUCAUUUCCCCCAGCGCACCAGCCUUAUCUCUCAUCCCCAGGUAAUGGGAGCCCCACCUCCAUCUUGCUGUGACCUUGCCUUCUUAUUUGGCUCUAAAGCAGAUCCAGAAUUGACAUUCUGUGACAGUGGUGACAUAUUCUUAGGGUCAGUUCUCUGCUCAGUUCUCCACUCCUCAGGGCAAAUGAAAUGUACGGUCAGCGCAUGAUUCUUAUGGAAACUGCCCACUGCCACAAAGCAAUCUGCUCUGCUGCUGUCAUAGUUUCCGAACUUGUAUCCAUAACAUGGUGGUUCCAACAUCCACUUCUGACUAUCAGGCUCUGCUUGAUACUCUUUACAUCAUGAUGACAAAUGAAACUGUUUUUAAUGAUUUUUUUAAAAAAAGUUGUCUGCAUCCACCCAGGUACGUCCAAAGAUAGAUAUUAUUUUUCCACCAUUGCAUGUGUCAAAAGUUUAAUGUACAGAUACAAUUUAUUCACAUUUUUUUGUACCUGCUGUGUUUUAUUUGUGUGGGCUCUUAAGUUGGGCAGUCCUAGCUUACAAGGGUCAAUGGCAGCUGUUGAAUCUCUGACUGCCCUGUUAGCCACCACCUCUUCUGUUUUUUGUUUUUUUAAUUCAAGAGGUACACAGCAGGGCAUUAGGGACCACAUGUAUUUGCCAUUAUUCUUGGUUUGUGUGUUCUUUGCUAAAAAACCUGUUCCACUUUUUGUUUCACUGUACUAAGAGUAUUUUUUUUUGGGGGGGGGUAUGCAUUGAGAACAUGUGUGGAUAAGAAGGCCACAGGCAGUCAUUAGUUUCUCACUACCUGUGGAUGUCUAUAAAAAGAGACUUGAGAAAAAUAAAUAGGCUCUAAACCUCAGUGCCAUUUCUGCCUUGACAAUCUUACCACAAUCUCAGCAAAAAUCUUAGUAGUGUGAAUUAAUGUUGCAAGAAAUGUGGCAGUUAAUCACACCUAAUAGUUCUAAUAUGUCACACCCAAAACUGCAAAGACAGAAAAUUUAAGAGUUCAUUUUGUUUAGCGGGGGGCUCUCUGCAUAGGCCCUGUUCAGACAUAGCAAUCUCAGACCAUUACACCAUGGUUUAUCAGCCAAUGAAAAGCCUGUGCCUGUGUGGUUGCUCUUUGAAUCUCCCCUCCCCUCAUGGUCCUGGCUUUGUAGCUUAAGAUCACAGCUUCUUUGAACCACAGUUUCCUAUUACAUCUGAUCUUGGAAUUGCUGAUUUAAUCUCUGCUUGUCGUGUUUAUUAAAUCACAGUUUCCUGGUGCAGAUGUAUCUGGAAACCAUGGUUUCAAUCAGCCAAGCAUGAAGGGAAGGAUAGGGAGGGAGUGUACAGGUUAAUGGCUCAUUCUCAGACUGGUGAGCCAUGGUUUGUGGGACCAAGAUUGCUAGUUGAAGCUUGCCCAUAGAAGUCAACAAUUCAGCCACUAAGACUGUUACUCUAGGGCAAGGUUAUAGGAUAUGAUUAUAUGCUCAGUUACUGAAACCCAGUGUCUUGAGUUCAUGAAGUUCCCUGAAUCUAGGGAGCUGGAUUCCAUGACAGUAAAACAGAUGUAGCUUUGUAUUGGGGCAUUGUGUGUGGACUCCCUCACACAUGAACAGAUUCCUUUGUGGAGGGCUCCACCUCCAUUUAGGAUGCAGGCAUAAGCAGCCAGCAUAGGAACAUGGUACUCUGUGAAGUGGCUGCAAGGGAUACUCUUAUAUGAUAUUAUAAAUGGUCCUGACAAUGCCUGGGGAGUUACCAUCAUUCUUAAAGGGACUGGGUUUCAUUUGGUCUUCCUGCUUUUUUAUAUGAGCAUUGCUAAAUUUUAUUUUGCUUGACCAAAAUUACAAAGGCCUGAUGUGAAGAAUUCUAAUGGUCUUUGUAUAACAGGUGAGGAAAAUUGCCAACAUUUUGCUUUUAUGGAAGGGAUUCCAGAUAUAGCUUCAGGUUUUUGACUACAAGGGCACCUUAAGCAAGGAAAUGAGGGGCUGAGCAAUCGUCUACGAAGGCAGCUCAUAUUGUGUUUAUUUUCAAAGUGCAGUUUUUGGAACUGAUGUUGUAAUGUUGUUUUCUGAUAUAUUGGUUUAAUACUUUAUUUAAAAAUAUAUAAGUUUUGUGUAUUUUGAUUAAACUGACUCUUUUAAUUCUGA
Molecule: messenger RNA, 5752 nt
Organism: Podarcis muralis (Common wall lizard)
Lineage: Eukaryota; Metazoa; Chordata; Lepidosauria; Squamata; Lacertidae
Gene: MACC1
Product: MET transcriptional regulator MACC1
Cellular component (GO): cytoplasm
Molecular function (GO): protein binding
Source: RefSeq, a predicted model, not a curated record